GCGGGGGCCGUUGGCUCCAGACAAAUAAACAUGGAGUCCAUCUUCCACGAGAAACAAGAAGGCUCACUUUGUGCUCAACAUUGCUUGAAUAAUCUAUUGCAAGGAGAAUAUUUUAGCCCCGUGGAAUUAUCUUCUAUUGCACAUCAGCUAGAUGAAGAGGAGAGGAUGAGAAUGGCAGAAGGAGGAGUUACUAGUGAAGACUAUCGCACGUUUUUACAGCAGCCUUCUGGGAAUAUGGAUGAUAGUGGUUUUUUCUCUAUUCAAGUUAUAAGCAAUGCCUUGAAAGUUUGGGGUUUAGAACUAAUCCUGUUCAAUAGUCCAGAGUAUCAGAGGCUGAGGAUCGAUCCCAUAAAUGAAAGAUCGUUUAUAUGCAAUUAUAAGGAACACUGGUUUACAGUUAGAAAAUUAGGAAAACAGUGGUUCAACUUGAAUUCUCUCUUGACGGGUCCAGAAUUAAUAUCAGACACAUACCUUGCACUUUUCUUGGCUCAAUUACAACAGGAAGGUUAUUCUAUAUUUGUUGUUAAGGGUGAUCUGCCAGAUUGUGAAGCUGACCAACUCCUGCAGAUGAUCAGGGUCCAACAAAUGCAUCGACCAAAACUUAUUGGAGAAGAAUUAGCACAACUAAAAGAACAGAGAGUCCAGAAAACAGAUCUGGAACAAGCUGUGGAAAUAAAUGAUGGGUCAGGAGUGUUAGAUGAAGAUGAGGAGGAUUUGCAGCGGGCUCUGGCUCUAAGUCGCCAACAGAUCGACAUGGAAGAUGAAGAAGCAGAUCUCCGUAGGGCUAUUCAGCUCAGUAUGCAAGGUAGUUCUAGAAAUACAUCUCAAGAUAUUCCACAGACAUCAAGUACACAACUUACUUCAGAAGAGCUACGGAAAAGAAGAGAAGCCUACUUUGAAAAGCAGCAGCAGCAGCAGCAGGACCCACCAGGACAGCUUUCGCACCCAUGUGAAACGCCGACUACAAGUCCAGAAGCACUUGGCAGUGAUCUAGGUGGCAUGAGUGAAGAAGACAUGCUUCAGGCAGCUGUGACCAUGUCUUUAGAAACUGUUAGAAAUAAUUUCAUAACAGAAGAAAAAAAAUAAUACCUUUUACAAAUCUCUAAAAUAUUCAUACUUUCCAACAUUGUCCUGUGUGAUUAAAGCAUAGGGUCCAUUUUGGUAAUGUGUCAAAGAGAACAAUGUUCAACAGAGGAAAUAAGACUUUUAGGUGGUUUGCAAAUAAAAAGCUGAGAAAGAAAAAAAUGCAUCAAUGGUAGGACUAAAGAAUGAUCCUUCAAAUACUAGCCAAAGAGGCUUCUAGCAGUUAAAGAAAUUUAGAAUAGUUUUCUCGAUGUUCCUUUUUAAUUUUUGUGUGCAAUAUCUAACAUGUCUAAACUAGGGCAUUUUUCUUGAAUCUUUUUGCAGACCAACUAAAAAGCUCUUGCCACAGAACUUUUUCCAUAUAUUUUUGUUUUCUUCCCUUUGGUGUAUAUAAUUUGGCUCACUUUCAUCACCUAAUAGUUGCUUCUAUGUCUCAUUAACUAAAUCUUUUAGGACAGUAUCUCUUUUCUAUGUUGAUAAUAGUAAUGGUUCCAGAAGGAUAAGUGUUCUCCCUCCACCUGUGUAUUGUGCACUUGGGUAUUUUCUCAUGUUAUUGUCUCAGAUCACAAUUUAUCUGCUACAUGGCUUUUAUUAUUUUUCUACAACUCUUAAAAGAUGGUAAUCUUUCUUGGGAUUUUUCUUUUUAAGCCCUCCAAGAUGGGAUCAUUAUUUCAUGAUUCUGGUGCAUUCCUAAACUCUGAAGUCAGCUUGCACAAGUACUGAAGAAUAAAUGAGCAUUUCUAAAAUGUGUGAGCACAUCCUUUCCCAGAUGCUUCAUUGAUGUCUUCUUAGUUGUGUCAGAACUUUGCAGCUUUGUUGUAACCCUCUAUCCAGCACCUUUUUAUUUCCUCUUUUCAAGUUGAGAAAAACAGAAGCAAAGUAUGCAAGCAAGUUUCCUUCUGUUGUAAGACAAUAUCUAAUACCCACCAUGAAUGUAUGAUAGACAAAAUUUGGCCUUC
Messenger RNA from Molossus molossus (Pallas's mastiff bat), 2042 nucleotides. It is a transcript of the gene ATXN3, whose product is annotated as ataxin 3. Gene Ontology annotation, molecular function: cysteine-type deubiquitinase activity. The transcript is spliced from 11 exons. NCBI's taxonomy places the organism in Eukaryota, Metazoa, Chordata, Mammalia, Chiroptera, Molossidae. Gene Ontology annotation, cellular component: nucleus. Gene Ontology annotation, biological process: protein deubiquitination. Bases 31 to 1086 code for a protein of 351 amino acids. The record is from RefSeq and is a predicted model, not a curated record.